Molecule: messenger RNA, 10381 nt
Organism: Ceratina calcarata
Lineage: Eukaryota; Metazoa; Arthropoda; Insecta; Hymenoptera; Apidae
Gene: InR-2
Product: insulin-like receptor-like
Exons: 10
Coding region: 1294-6222 (1642 amino acids)
Biological process (GO): cell surface receptor protein tyrosine kinase signaling pathway; positive regulation of kinase activity; protein phosphorylation
Cellular component (GO): axon; insulin receptor complex; plasma membrane
Molecular function (GO): insulin receptor activity; ATP binding; insulin receptor substrate binding
Source: RefSeq, a predicted model, not a curated record
UGAAAGGUACGAUGACCUACUCGAUUUACGUGGGGAAUGGCGGUGCAUAGUACAAACGUAAAGAGAGAUAUUCGAUCCUGCUCGGCCCUUGUGCCGGGUGUUAUCGUACGAAACGAGUACUUACGAGUGAGAUUUGGGAAAGGAAGGGGUACACAGAAUAGGUAGUGAUGCCAGUCGUACGGACGAGCAGGCCUCAGGAAACGAGAACGAGACCGAGUCGGACGAAGAGGGAAGCUGUUUGGUUCUUGAUCGAAAGACAGGUUUCUCUAUCUGGAGAGAGGGAGAGUGAAGCAGAGGGACGAAGGCGAGCGAAGGCUCGUUGGAGUUGGAGUAGCACGAGGCAACGAGAAACGGCGCACACAUCGCGGCUCGUGCGAACAUGGCCCGGAAGGUGCGCGGUGAGUUACUGCGCAGAGUCUUGUUUUGCUCGGCUGCGAGACGAGGGGAGAACGGAGGCGGACGCACGUUCUCAGGGCAUGGCGUGGUGGUGCGCGUUCUAGUAAACAACUUGUGUCUGAGUCGUGCGGGUAAUUCGCGUUUGGAGUAUAAUCGUGAUUUUUCUAGCGAAUGAGCGCGAUACCGACGCCCGCAAUGAAGCGUGCCGUGCGUGUAUAGAUCGUUCGGCAAACGUCGUGUAACGUGCGGUUGAUCACGCGGUGCAAUAUUUUAACCAAAAAUUCAAGCACCUCACCGCCACCGGGCCACCUCGUGUGUUCUCGUCCAAUGUGCGUAUGUUUACGUGUGCAGUACUCUGUUUACGUGCGUGCAUACUCGUCGAACAAGUGUCCACCGUGCUCGACCGAUUUCCACCCGGUGUCACCGACUCGCCAGCAUUCUCGAGGUUUCGCCGGGAACAUCCGGGAUUCCUCUUUGUUCCGAUCAAACACGGAUAAGCCACUCUGCGGGGUAAAAGCAAAGAUCAAAGUGUCGAACGAAAAAAGGAAAUAAUCAAUGGAGCCGUGGAAACUACGAAACCUUUUCCACCGUUUCCCCAUCAAAUGGAACUGAUAUUCGCAGAUAUCGCUGUCGAGAAGAUUACGCAGCGAGGAGAGAUGUCUCUUCCGAAGUCUAAACGAGUCUCCUGGUCCUGAGUCUCGUCGAUCUUCCUCGAAUCUUUGUCCACCCGUUGCCUUUUUCGAGACGGACAACCAUCCACGGGGUCGCCGCGAAUCGAAAGACUGGAUCGAGUUCGAGGAAGAUAAACGACAAGAUCUUUUGGAGUUCGUUUACAUUGAAAAUUCCUCGAUCAAAUUCGAAUACAGAAGAUCGAGAAUCCUGAACGAACCGUGAACCAUGGAGUCGAACUGGCACGCUCGCAAAUUCGACUGUUUCUCUUCGGAGAAGGUUGAGCUUUUUUCAAAAUCGGUGGACGACAUCACGGCGAGCGACGUCGAUCCCCGUCGGCGUCGUUGUGCGUUCUGCGGCAAAAUGGAAUCAUCUUCACGAGUUUGCGACCUCUGCGAGCGGCUUUGUGGUCGGGCUUACGACCAUUCGAGAACGGAAAGAAAUAUCGAAGAGCGUUUUAACCGUGCACCGAGGCGAGAAAAUGCGACUACUCCCUGCAGGAUAUUAAAACGCGGCAGGUUACAACCUAACGCUUCCGUCGGUUACGUUUCCAACGUCGUGCGGUGGAACCCGAGACCGUGUCGUUGGGGCAGACAGAGACUGGCGAUAAGCUGGAUGAUAUUGUUCCUAUCGUUAACGGUGUUCCCCGCGUUCGCGAGUGCGCAAAAGGGAACGAAAGGUUACUCCAAAGAAGAAGGAGUGUGCCAAAGCUUAGACAUAAGAAACAACGUGAAGAAUCUGGAGAAGAAUCUGAGGGGGUGCCGAGUAGUCGAAGGCUAUGUACAAAUUUUGCUGAUGGACAACACCGUAUCGGACGACUUCGAGAACAUCUCUUUCCCGGAACUGAAAGAGAUCACCGGACAUCUGCUUUUUUACAGGGUGACGGGGCUCAGGAACAUCGGACGGUUGUUCCCGAACCUGACCGUGAUCCGUGGACAGUCUCUCCUCCUCAACUACGCCCUGGUCGCGUUCGAGAUGAUGGACCUGCAGGAGAUCGGCCUGCACAAUUUGAUCAGCAUCACGAGGGGCGCUGUACGAUUCGAGAAGAAUCCCGUCCUCUGCUUUGUGAGCACCAUCGACUGGGACUUGAUCGGCAAAGCUGGGAAGGGCGACCACGUGAUCGCGGGGAACAGCCCGAAGAACGCUUGUCCGGUGUGUGAGAAACACUGUCCACAAAGCCUGACCAACCCUAGAGAAUACCUGUGCUGGAACCAGCAACACUGCCAACGAAUUUGCGAACGGAAGUGCGAGAACAACGCGUGCGACGAGAAUGGAACUUGUUGCAACGUAUCCUGUCUGGGCACGUGCACCGGCCCGACGAAUCGCGAUUGCUCGGUGUGCAAGGACGUGUUGACGACCGACAAAGAGUGCACGGACCGUUGCCCGAACGGAACGGUCAAAUUCAUGAAUUACCGAUGCAUCACCGAGGACAAGUGCCUCCAGAUGAGGAAACCGAGGGAGGCGUUCAACGUGCAGACCUAUCCGUAUAAACCUUUCGACGGGCUCUGCACUAUGGAGUGUCCAUCCGGUUACAUGGACGACGAGUCGAGCGGCAAGAAGACCUGCAAGAAGUGCGAGGGUCUGUGUCAGAAACAGUGCCUUGGUAACAUCGUGGACAGCAUCGCCGCGGCGCAGCGGCUACGCGGAUGCACGCAGAUCACCGGUGGCUUGGAGAUCGAGAUAAGCGGCGGUAAAAACAUCGUGAAGGAGUUGGAAGACAACCUGAGCACGAUAGAGGAGAUCGACGGCUAUUUAAAAAUCGCUAGAAGCUUUCCAUUGAUAUCCCUCAACUUUUUGAAGAAUCUGCGCGUGAUAAAAGGGACCCAGUUACAGAACUCGGAGUACUCGUUACUCGUAAUGGACAACCAGAAUUUGCAAGAGCUGUGGGACUGGAACUUGCACAAAGAGAUCAAGAUUUUAAGGGGCAAGAUCUUCUUUCACUUGAAUCCGAAAUUAUGUCUCUACAAAAUUGACACGCUUCGAGAGAAGACCGGCCUGGCUCCGUUCACGGAUUAUGACGUAUCCCCGAACAGUAACGGGGACAAGGUCGCGUGUAAUUUAACUGAAUUGAUGACUAGAGUGAGCAACAAAUCGCCGACGGGCGCGGUAAUCGAAUGGGAACCCUUCAUCCAUCACGACGACAGGUCUCUUCUCGGCUACGUGGUGUACUUCAUCGAGGCACCAAACAAAACCGUAACGAUGUACGACGGUAGAGACGCCUGCGGUGGCGACGGCUGGAAAGUGGACGACGUGUCGGCCAGUUCCAAUCGGAGCUCAGUGAGAAGUGUUCACUCGCACUAUCUCUCGCAGUUGAAGCCGUACACGCAAUAUGCUUAUUACGUGAAGACUUAUACGAUCGCCACAGAGAGAUUCGGUGGUCAGAGCAAGCUGACGUACUUCAGGACGAGACCGACAGCGCCCAGUUCACCGAGAUCUUUAAAUGUGUACACUAAUUCAAGCACCGAACUGAUAAUGUCUUGGCUACCACCGCUUCAAAAGAACGGGAACCUGACCCAUUAUAAAAUCUUCGGAAAACUGGUGUCUGACGAUCCUAAAUUCAUCGAUCAGAGAAACUACUGCGAGGAACCUAUUCUCCUGCCGGACAAGGAUCUGAUCUCGAAUCAAGAAGAGAGGGGAAUAGAAGAGGAGAAGGAAGCUUUGAUUCCAGAGACUGGUUCCUGCGAGUGUUCCGAUCGUGAGAUAGAUCAGUCAAUUCGGGAGAAGGAAGCGACCAGCGCGAUCGCUUUCGAAGAUGCUGUGCACAACACGGUCUAUGUGAAACGAAGAGGGAUCAGAAGCAAGCGAGAGGCUCUGGACGAGUAUGAGUCGCCCGUUAGUUUUAAAAGGAGGGACCUGAACCAAACCAUGGAGAGGAAGGUGAACGGAACGUACGAGGAGUUCGAACGAGUGGUGCCCAGCACGAAUCACUCGUUUAUCAUGAAGGAACUACGCCAUUUCAGUGCAUACAACAUCGAGAUCCAAGCGUGUAGAGCACCGGAGGUGAACGAUCCUCACAAGCUUUGUUCCGCUAAGAGCAUGAGAACGUAUCGCACUCUGCCGAUGGCCAGCGCCGAUGACAUUCCACCGAACUCGUUCGAACUGAGCAUUUCCGGUGAGAACAACAGCCUGACCACGGUCACUCUCAAGUGGGACGAGCCACCGAAGCCCAACGGUCUGAUAAUCACGUAUCAGAUCGAGUACAAGAGGAUCGAUAUUCAAAACUACAAACCGACGGUGAUCUGCAUUACGAGACGCGAUUUUGCGAACGCUGGCAAUUCGUACGUGCUAAAAGAGCACCAAUUCGGGAAAUACUCGGUUAAGGUUCGCGCGACGAGUUUAGCGGGUUACGGCGCAUACACCCAAGUGAAGUACUUCACCAUAGAAGAACGAAACGCGUUGGGUGUUUUCUGGCUGAUAUUCUGGCUGCUGUUCUCCGUGGUGUCCGUGGUUUUGAGCUUAGUCGCGUAUUACGUGUGCAAGCGGAAGUACCGCGAACGGAAGAACAUGACGUUAAUCGCAACCGUGAACCCGCAGUACGUCAGUACUCCGUACGUGUUGGAUGAGUGGGAAGUGCCGCGGGAGAAGAUCAAGAUGUUGAAAUCGUUGGGUAAGGGCACGUUCGGUAUGGUUUACGAAGGAAUCGCCACGGACAUCGUCAAGGGGAAACCGGAAGUGAGGUGUGCGGUGAAGACGGUGAACAAGGAUGCCAGUGAGAGGGAGAGAAUCGAGUUCCUCAACGAAGCGUCCGUAAUGAAAGGUUUCGAUGCGCAUCACGUGGUGAAGUUGUUAGGCGUGGUGACCCGUACUCAACCGACUCUAGUCAUCAUGGAGUUGAUGGUGAACGGUGAUUUGAAGAAAUACUUGAGGAACCACAGACUAGGCAAUUGCGAGAAUAUUACGAACGUUCCGCCGAAACUGGAACGAAUAUUACAAAUGGCGAUUGAAAUCGCUGACGGUAUGGCUUAUUUGUCGACAAAAAAAUUCGUGCACAGGGACCUGGCUGCGAGGAAUUGCAUGGUCGCCGAUGAUUUGACCGUGAAAGUCGGAGACUUCGGAAUGACUAGAGAUAUUUACGAGAGAGACUAUUACAAAAAAGAGAGCAAGGGCUUGUUGCCGGUCAGAUGGAUGGCUCCUGAAAGUUUGAAGGACGGGGUCUUCAGCAGUUACUCGGACGUUUGGAGUUACGGGGUGGUUUUAUGGGAGAUGGUGACCCUCGCGUCGCAGCCGUAUCAAGGUUUAUCGAACGAACAAGUUCUGAGAUUCGUGAUCGAUGGUAGAGUGAUGGAACGACCGGAGAACUGCCCCGAAUUGUUAUACGAACUCAUGAAACGUACUUGGAAAUAUAAACCCGACGCAAGACCAAGUUUUAUGGACAUCGCGACCAUGCUAUUGAAACACAUCGACUCGGAGACGUUCAAGGAAGUCAGUUUCUAUCACAGUGCGGACGGAAUCGAAAUUCGGAACCAAAACCGAUCGACUUCGUCACAGAUCGAUCAACACCUGGAACUGACUACCCUGCAGGAUUUACGAGAGGAGGAAGCAGAGGGCGAGGAGGACUCGCCUCUGAGACAGGAUUUCGGGGAAUUUGCGAGUUCUGAACCAAGCAGUAUUAGGAACAGUUUCAGCCCCCAUUACAGGAUGGACUCAUACGGGGAGAGCUCGAAGGCUACGAGCAACUUCCACGACCUGAACUGGUCGAAUGCGCCGCUGAAGGCAGGCUUCGACGACUUCGACGGCGUGUCCACGGGCUCGAUCACCUCGCCUAAAGACGCGUUGAACCUGCCGUUCGUCGAGGACAGCCUGAAGUCCGUAAAGAGUUCACCGUUCGGUAACUCGAAGAGUGCGUCGAAGAGCAACCUGAGUCAAUUGUCUCUCGGCAAUAGAUCUGGUAGCAGUCCAAAAAAUCCGAGCAAACGUAGUUUUUUGAGCAGUCCGAUCUCUUCGAAGCUGGUCAAUCCGGAUUACGAGAACGGUAGCCCAGAGGUUUUGUCAGGUACGGAGAAAAGGGAAACGGUGCCGCUCAGAGUUGACUUCCGGUCGAUGGACACGAAUGAUACUGACAAUGGUAUCGAUGAGAAGGAGGCCUUGUCGUCAGUCGAAUACAUGAACAAACCGGAGAGCUUGAACAACGGGUACAUCGACGGUACCGCCACGUAGUAAUAACGCGUUUGCCCCUCAGUUGCUUUAAUGAGCGUCGAGGAUGCGUGAAUCAGGUUUGGAUUUAUUGUGGAACCGGUGAGCAAAAUUAACGCGACUGAGAGCGCCAGUCGAAAACGGCAGUGUCUGUAACAGAACGCAGUUUGAUUCGCAGUUCUCCGGUUCAUUUACUUUUUCUCCUAGAACGGAGUUCUAUUUUAAGUCUCGACGCUUGCACGUGUUUACGAGUCGUUUUCGUCUCUCUAGUAGGAUAUUUUUAUUCGUUAUAGCUAGACCGUAGGUUUUAUGCAUUUAUAAAAAAGUAAUAUGAAAAGCGUAAAUGCAUACUGUUAUUUGUAAAUUUAUUCUUAUGUAGUAUUUUAUACGAAAGUCCGCGGUCUAGGUAUAGCAGACACUGCCUUCGUAUCGAAAAACUUGGCCAGAGAACGGCCAGGAGAACCGUAUCAAAGAUUUUACAGUAACUUCGUGUCUCGUGCAUGUGCGUAUGUAUUGUAUAUACAUAUAUGUUCCGUUAACGCGCUUCUCUUUGUUGGAAGCUAUCGUAAAAUCAUAAGAUACAGCUUCAAAGUGGCAAUUACAUGGCGAUUUUAUAUUUUACAAAAGUAGUAGACAGAGAACACGGGUGGACGCGUUUAGUUGCCACUUUGCACGAUUUUAAGUUCUUCAAAACGUUAUUAAUGGUAGGUUAGUACUGAGAAAGAUUGCAGUAUGAUAAUAAAAGAAUCACUUGUCGACGCACGGAAGUCUAGCUUCCAGAGUUGGACAGUCUCGUUCGUACUAAUUCCAAUCGUUUCGUGCGUCGACGAGGUUCGAGUCGUAUUCGUUCUCGGAUUUGGUGGUCGCGGGGAAUCGCGUCCGAUUUUCAUGGUUCGUUCGAGGGGAAACGCGAUACGGGAAAUCCUCGAGAUCGUGCAAUAGAGAUCGCGCUCGCGGCCUUGGCGAUUACGACUGUUUUCUCGAUUGGUGCUAACGCGAGCGUGAAGCGACGGACAGUGAAACGGGCGAGUUUCUCGAGCGCCACGGGAAAUCAAACUGAUCGUUUCGGAAGCUUUCCAACUUGCUCCGAGCCCUAAUUGAUAAACGUCAAAAUUCCGACGGACGUACGGGUAGAAUAUAUCACGGCGUAAACCAUAGACUUCACGCAUUUAAAAACGUGCAAAAGAUCAAAAGCCGAACGCAUAUUUAAACGUUUGUCCGAAACAGAUUUUUGAAUCGGUACCAUAAAUAUUUUAUUUUGCAUAAAGAUCUGCGGUUCGGAUCGGUCGACGUGCGAUUAGGACGAGGGGUUGAACGAGAGAAGGUAGACUGUUUAGUUCGAGAGACGAGGUCGAAGCCCGUGUCGAACGAACUCGGUAGCUAUAUACAAAAGAGAAUCCAACAGCGACGCGAUUACAGUUGAAUCUAGACGCUAACGAGCCUCUAACACAAGACUGAUUAGCUAAUCCCGUUUAUUACCCCCUGCCCCAACCCCUGUUCGCUGAGUAAGUUAUCGAAUCGAAUGGUAGAAGUUCCAUAUACGUAAAUAGAUAAGUUCAUAGUAUAUCGUACACAAUUUACAUCCCCGCGAUCGUUUUCUUUUUUUAGUAUUCGAGAGUAUUCGAGACGCAUCUUCUUCCCCCUCGUACCACUUUGUUCCUUUCGCGUAGUUGCGAUCGGGGCGAUCGUCCCGGAAGGGAAAACCGGAAGCAAACUAUACGAAACUUGAAACGCGAUUCAAAGAUCAGAUAUAGAAUCGCAUGAUUCAUAAAAACUGAACUGGAAUUUCGUGAAAAUGCUUUCGGCAUUCUCGAAGCGGAACGCUCGUUCCUUUAUCAGCUUCGAAGACGCUGCUACAACUCGCCAGCCAGAAGCUAGUGAACGAGACUCGAGCACCAGUGACCUAAUGCAUACAACGCGCAACGCUUUAACCACGUUAUACGUAAGCAACGAGAAUAAUCGUACAAACGCACGACGCUUUAUACCGUUAAAUGGUUUCAAUUUCCCCCAUCGAUUCGCGUCUUUCCUCGAAUCAGUCGAUCGAUUCUUUUCUCCACUGUUCUCCCCUGCUGGAGUUUAUAAGUCAAGGAUGAUCAAAUUUUCUGGAUUGCUCCAGGAUUAUUCGUUACUGAUUUACAUCCCUUUUCGUAAGUCUUAGAGUUGCGAAACGAUUUAGUAUAAAUUUCGAAGUACUAUUUUAUCGAAGCUUCCUGAUUUAUUAUGCAAUCUAUUCAAUGAUUUACUAUAAUGUUUUAGUUAUUAUGAUCAUUAACACGAAACAUUUACACUAGAUCUUCAGGCUGACAGGCAACGUGAGACUUAUGAAGGGGGAUGUUUGCUGGCGAGUUGCCAGAGCUAUUCUACUCUCUUUGACUCUUCGAGGGAUUGGAACGGGCCACGUGGCCGGGUCCGCGAAGGAUCUGGUCGAUUGUAUUAUAAACAAUGUGAAGCCUCGCUCGUAUUCUAAAGUAUUUAGUAUAAACGUUGGGUAAAACACUGUUGAACGCUUAGACCGUAUGCACAGUAUCGUGUGCGCACGGCGUUUGUAAGAUUUAACCUGAGAAAUGUUCCCUGAAAGAAAGUGACGAGUUGACUCUCUCUAAUAUCAUGAACAGGCGGCUCGUGGCUCUAACGAACGGAGAAGACGAAGAAGAAGUCUCUUAGGCCUACAUGUAUAUGUAUAGUUUUGAAAUCGUGUAAUAUAAAUUUAUGUAUGUACAUUAAGGACGAAGAAUCUGGUAUUACUGACGUACUCGUAAGGUAACAAGGUAUGAAUGCGUGUGCGUACCGUGGCGGUCGAAGUUCCAUCGGGUCCUCGUACCGUUCGCACGGGUCGAUAUCAUCGGAAUUAUUUGAAAAAUCUUUGGCAUUGUCGUAUUUCUUUGUCUAGAUAUUCGCCGUUGUGAGUGAACAUGAACGAGACGAUUGCGUAUGUCUUAAUUAACGAAAUAAUUGCUUCGACAGGGGACGCGCGACCGUUCGAAGGAAAAUCGUGGAAAAUUGGCGGCCAGCUAUUCGACAAAAUUCCAUUCCUCGAUUUUUCGUUCUAAAAGUUAGGUCGCCCGUCGAUCAUCUCGGUCUUUUUAUCGAAUGUCCUGAUCACUGGACGUUUUAAGCAACGUCUGUACUUUUUUCCUCUUCGUUUAUACUUUUUAUAGAUCGCCCAGCGACGACGUUUAUUUCGCGGGAUUUAAUUUAAGUUAACAUUUAAGUCGAGGACUGUCCCGUUGUUCCUAUUCCGUAUCCAUUUCUUUUUUUUAACGCAAUUUUUCGUACUGUUAGUCAUAGACGUAACUUACCUAAGAUUUCGCAAGUACGCUUUAAGUUUAAUUAGGAUAACCGAUGCUCGACGAGACAGCCUCCUCCGGUUUACCUUCAUUGAUCACGUAUUAAUUGAUUUUUCUUUCUUCCUCUCUUUCUUUCUUUCUUUUACUACCUUCCGGUGUUCAUACGCCUGCCCUAAGAAAAAAAGUUAAACAAAAAUUCUUCGCACGACUGCUCAAUAUUAGAUUGCUCAAGCUCCACAGGGAAACAAUUGUCACAAGCUCUCGAAACAAAACGAAAAAAAAUUUGACGAGCGUUUUUCCUCCCCAAACACGCGACACUCGAUCAUUUUCCUUUACGUUUCACCCUACGCUCAUCUUUCAGUAAUCAUCCCGUCCUCCGUUGCGUAACCACCCCUCCUCUCAAUCUUUGAUCCAGUCGCUCUUAGUACAGAUGAAACGAGGAAAGAAAGAAACCGACUUCCUGAAGAAUCAACCGUAUUCUACUAAUUUUUACCUAGGAUUUAGUAGCGAAUGUUUUUCUACGCUGAACGUAUUUUGCAUAAGUCGAGAGAUAUUUUGGAAGCAAGUAUCGCGUGUAUUGUUAAUCCGACUGUUAGAAUUACCGUACUACGUAGUAUUGUAACGUUAAGCCCGACAGAGAAGGAGAAAAAUUAAUAUUGGACGCGAGCCCAGUUUCGUUUUUAAAUCCACGGCGUUCGUCCAAAAUUAUUGGCACGAUCCUCGUUCUCGAUUCAGAUCGGAUAUUAAUCGUGCGAAAUCGAUUGCUCGUUCGCUCAAUUUUGUUCGUAGAACGCGGGUGAACAUUUCUUUUUUCCUAUUAUUUAUUUUUUUUGUACAUAUACAUUAUUGUCGUAUUUAUUUGUCAAUAAAGAGCUUGCGAUACGCGGACACGGAUA